This is a messenger RNA of Siniperca chuatsi (mandarin fish), 6529 nucleotides long. Its product is annotated as complement C1q-like protein 2. Gene Ontology annotation, molecular function: protein binding. The transcript is spliced from 2 exons. The record is from RefSeq and is a predicted model, not a curated record. The coding region runs from base 3652 to 4413 and encodes 253 amino acids. NCBI's taxonomy places the organism in Eukaryota, Metazoa, Chordata, Actinopteri, Centrarchiformes, Sinipercidae.
ACACCGGUGACCGGAAAUGAGACAAUACGCUUACCGCAGCAAGUCAGCACUUCACUGUAAAGUCUCAGUGUAUGAUAUCCUCAGGAAGUGUAAGUCACACUGAUUGAUAUUGCUAUGUGUUUCAUGUCUGUGUGUAAAGAUUUGUCAGGGUUAUGACUUCAAGAAGGAGUAAAAUGUUUGACUCAAAUUCACCUCAGGCAAUAUCUUUGCCUCACGCCUCUGCCCCCGUGCCUCCCCUUCAACUUUCCCACACCCCACUGAGGAGGCUUUUUGCUUUUUCUUUUGGCUUUGUCCUGUGGAAUGUCCAUGUUUAUUACAGACCACAUCCUGUAAUUUCCUGAUGAUUAAAAUGCCAUCUGAAACAAUGAGUGAUGAGCACAGUGGAUAUUUAAUUCCCCACCUCCCCCUGUUAAUCCUGUUCGAAUGGGGCUUUAGACAAAGCACUUCCUUAGUUCUACAAGGUACAAGGUAAAUUAUUUAUCAUUAUACAACACAUGCUUGUACAAUGAAAUUAAGUUAGUAGUCCCUUCAUGCCAUCUGUGUGUAUCUUCACAUAAAAUGUUUGACAUCUGGAAAUAGUGUACAUCCACUUUGACUGUGCUUGAGCACCAAGCACCAUCGAUGUAAACAUAGGGUCUGCUUUCCCUCAUCCCGUCUUGCGCUCCUUCAGCUUCGAACACUGUCCGCCUGUUGAGUGCUUGAUCCAGGAUGUUGGUGGAGCAGGUCUUUGCAAAGAUGUGGACACCAUCUCAGAUGUCCUGUUGCUUGGUCAGCCUGAGUCCCAUUUCGUCCAGACCGGACAUUAGCCAGGAGCAGCCUUAAGUCCAAACUGGGCCAGCUUGGCUCCUAUCCCUGCUCUUCCUCUUCUCCCGGGGCAAUCGCACAGCAUCCACCGUGGUGUCUGGUCCGGUUGAUCUGGAGGGGAGGAUCGUCUCAAGGGCCGCCGCUCUUCCGAUGAAUAGGUAAGAUGUGUUUCAGCAAUAAAGCCGGAAAAAAAUAAGAUAACAGAUAAAAACAAAAAUGUAGUGGAGUUUGAAGGAGCUAGCCAACAGGUUGCUGCAUCUACAUGCACAGCCAUUUCCAUAGUCAAUAUCUCCAGAUCCAGUAGAUCUGAACAAUUUUGGCUUAGCCCUUUAAAUCAAAUUCAAUCAGACAUCAUUCAAUGAUGUUUCAGCAAUAAAGCCAAAAAAUUAACAAUUUAAAACAAAAAUGUAGCAAGAUUGAAGUUUGAAGGAGCUACCAGCUGCUGCACCUAGUAAGGUUUAAGUUUAUUGCAGGUGUCCUGUCCCAAUAACAAAUUUAGAUGUAACUACCAGGAAUCCCUUGAAGGCAGCUCAACAUGAAAACACUGUCCACAGAAACAGAAAUUUCAUACUAAAAGAGUGUAACUUUGGAAGAUACCCACUUGAUUUGUCUAGGUAUGCUUGAAACAAACUAGUUUGUUCAAAAUAUCUUCAGACCACAUCUAAAGGCAAACGUGUUACAGCUGUUCUGAAUGGCUACACUUGAAGAUGCAGUGAAAAGUCUCCUGUCAUUGAGAGGGAUGAUAUGUAAUGAGAUAACGGUGCACAUUAUUGGACAGGUGUUGCACUCUGUUGUACACACGAAAAGUGACAGCAUGCAUGUUUGUGCCAUUACAACAAAUAACCAUGUAAUGUAAUGUGAAGUAAUAGAUAUAGUGACAAAAUGAAGGAACUUGGUUUUCAGGUUGUGAUGUUCUCAGGUUGCAGAAUCUAAAACAGAUUGGGACUGCAGAGGAGAAGCGUGAGCUGUUACUGAAUCAAAGCCGUCUUUUACCUUCCAUUAUCUCUGGGUUACCAUGGGGAAUACCUUGGUCUAAAUGCGUAAAAACUGUCUUCACAAUGAAUAUCCAUUAUUCAAUUUUUAAAAAUCAAGCUGAGUGAAUCUGUUUUAUUUGAACUUUUUUCUCAAAUCCACAAGGAUGCUAAUCACCAACAUAUAAUGAUUUAAUUUGUGCCCAUCAGGGAGAGUGGUAACACUGUGGAGGCUCUGUGGCUUCCUGUUUAUGUGUCAGUGCACUUGUCUACAUGGAUUGUGUUCAUGGAUCUGCUUGUGUUAUGCAGCAGUGCUUGUGUCUGUGCUUGUGUGUGUGUGUGUUUGUGUGUGUGUGUGUGUGUGUGUGUGUGUGUGUGUGUGUGUGCGCGUCGGGAACUCAUCAGCAGGGUGGGGGGAGCUCCUGGGAAUCGACAUGGGCGCUUUGUUAGCUGCUAGUUUAGCCUGCUGAGACAAGGGGAUAUGAGGAGAGGUUAAAUCCUGGAUCUGUGGAGAUAAGGAUUAGUUGAUCCUGACAACAGAAGGCAAGCCGUGCCUCUGUAACCGAUUAGACAAACAGAAAAUGGGCACCAGCCAACUUUUAGAUGGCUCCAACUGUAGAGGCUCUUUCUCACAUAGAAGCUAAAGGUGGUGCCACUGGUGAAGGGUAUGAGGUGAAACUGCUGACUGACCUCUAGCAGGGUAACAGGAAACACAUGCUGUUAACAAGUGUCUAGAUUAUAAUGGAGUCAGUUGUGCAGGAUCAGUUUGUUAUCAAGUAAGAACUUACAUUGCACCCCAAUACAGUGGAGGGGUUGGAGGCAGAAAUCUCAAAGCCAGAUAUACCAAACCUGGACAAGCAAAACCAAAACUAUCUAACUGGUUACACACCACUAGUGGUAAUUAAGAACAUGUUUUUUGUUGUUUCUAUACUUUGUGUUAGAAGACUAGAGAGGCACUACAUAAAUGCUGUCCAUUUACCAUGAGCAGGUUGAGUGAUUUUUUACAAGAAAUGUCCACAAUGCACAAUAAAGGAGACCUUUAAUGUUGCACAGGUCAAGCUUCUCUAGUAUAAUAACUUUAUUUGCCACAUAAAAUAAAUAAGCAUAGACAUAAAAUAAACUUGUCUUUAAACAGAGACAAUUUCUCUGUCAUUUUUAGAAGUCCUAAGUAAAGUUCAGGUGGUUUAAGAAUAAAGAUCAUUGCUGUAUUUUCCUUUGGACACACCUUUUCAUGCGGAUUGUACAUUUGAACAGCUCCAUUUAAAUGAAUUUAUUUAGGCCCUCUUCUCAAAGACAACCUCUAUUAAGAUGAUGUUUCUAUAAAGGAGGGAGAUAAGAGGAAAUGUCUCACAGUCUGCUAGAAAUUCAGUAAUUCAGUGUCAGUAAUGCUUCCUGAUCCUAUGCCCUUGAGGCUAUGCAGGGGGAUUUAUAAUUCAUACAUAAAGAUGGCAUGAUUAUUGUUGCAGUCUUAAUCCAAAUUGCAACAGGUUUCGCUCUGAACUUGUUACGUCAGCAGCGCUCCACUCCCCUCACGCUUGUUGAAGACUAACAAAACCAGCUGGAAAGCUUUUUCUGCUCCGAGAUCCGCCGCGUCUAGCCAUGCCAAAUAGAAUAUUUCCCUCGUCAAUUCUGUGAAGCCAAGUGACACUGGCACCACGCCAAACGCUGCAGAGUGCACUGGGUUACAACGCGUUUGUUCUCUUUAUUCUCUCUCUCCUUGGCUGAGUAACUCCGUUUUGGUCCACUCUUUUUGCCGUGGCUUUUACCGCUCUCACCACCUUCCACCAUUACGUCCCAAAGCAAAACGGACUUUUUAGCGCUUGCUUCUCGGACUCUCCAGAGAAAGAGAAUCGUCGCCGCUGUGGUUGGUAUCAUCAUGGUAUUGGCUCUCAUCAUCGCGAUUCCCCUGCUGGUCCAAACUUCCAAGACCGAUGCGCACUACGAGAUGAUGGGCACCUGUCGGAUGAUAUGUGACCCGUACCACCCCAAACCGAGCGCCACGGCUCUGGAGGUCAUGCAGGACCUGAGCGCCAUCCCUUCUCCGACCUUUGUUCAAGGGACUAAAGGCGAGCCGGGUCGGCCUGGGAAACCCGGGCCGAGGGGUCCGCCAGGCGAACCGGGGCCACCCGGUCCGAGAGGGCCGCCGGGGGAUAGAGGAGAUUCUAGAAAGAUGGAGUAUUCCGGGGUAGUGGGCACAGCGCGUACGGAGACCGGUGGAGAGCUGGGCUCUGCUAUCGGCGGGGCAAAGAUAGCAUUUUAUGUGGGUCUGAAAAACCCUCACGAGGGAUACGAAGUGUUAAGGUUCGACGACGUUGUCACGAACCUGGGGAACCACUACGACCCGACAACCGGCAAGUUCACAUGCCAAGUGUCCGGGAUUUACUAUUUCACCUAUCAUGUGCUGAUGCGCGGUGGAGACGGGACAAGUAUGUGGGCAGACUUAUGUAAAAACGGACAGGUCCGAGCCAGCGCCAUAGCACAGGACGCCGACCAGAACUACGACUACGCCAGUAACAGCGUCGUCCUGCAUCUGGACUCCGGGGACGAGAUUUAUGUCAAAUUGGACGGUGGCAAGGCGCACGGCGGAAACAACAACAAAUACAGCACGUUUUCCGGUUUCCUUUUGUACCCGGACUAAUAUGGCAUAAUCGCAACAUUACAUCCCAGAACAGCAAUAACAGAAAUAAACUUCACUUUAAUCUAAUCAACACUUGCGGAUCAGACCGACAAGAGGAAGAUUCCACCCUGCAACUCAUAUUCUGUCUUAAAAUCGAACUUUUCCUAUAGAAUGCGGAUUAUAAUUUUUUGCCCGCAGGGAUGAAAUAAUUCCAUUUAUAUCCACAAUAGUUUCACAAGCUUUGCUGAUUUUCUUUAGCAACGAGCAAAAAGCAGAUCUCUCCAUUAUGGCAAGUUCAAGGACCCUUCUGAAACGGUUUGUUCUGCUUUGGAAAUAAGUGAAAUUAUUAUGAUAAAAAAUUUAAAUAUAAAAAUAUAAUAACCUCAGAGUUAUUUCCCCCCAUUGUUUUGAGACUCUGCUACAGAUGAACUUCCUUCACACAAUGGAUUCAGAGUUUAUAUUUGCAGUGCAGGUGUUGUUGCGUUUUCUCGUGCAUUUUGUGGAGUUGAGGUUAUUUUGCCCUGUAUAGGGGUGUAUUGAAACUAAUGAAAAGGCCUUGAUAACCACCCCUGUAUACAGAGGGCAUUGCUGUGUGAUGUGAUGCUAUUUUUGCUUGAAAGUGUGUCUCACAAAGAUAUAUAUACAGUCUAUACAUAUGUAUGCACUUAUGUAUAUAUUUAUUCAAAAAGAAAUGAAAAUCAGUGAACCCAUAUAAGCUGUAGACUACAAUUAACUGUCCAUCCAGUGUUGCAAAAAUGUUUCUUUGUAUUACAGUGUAAAUCUUGGUCAAUAAUUUCAAUAAAUUAUUGUUUUCUAACUUGGUGUGGGAGUUGACUGUCAGUAAGACCACCAAGGUGGUCAGAGUGGAACUGAGGCCAAAUAUUUCCUGUGAUCAGGAUAAAUUUGAUUGUACUGCAGGAUGUAGGUUUGAGUUAAUAGACAGAAGAUUUUUACAGCAGGCCCAAAGGCAAAUCAUUUGGAGGAAAAUAUAAUAUCAAAGCUUUUUUACCUCUGACUCCAGACUUCUUUAAGCAGCUGGUUUUGGGGUUUCGUCUAUAUUCUUCUCUCUUUAUCUCAGAAUCCAUUUCGUGUGUGAAUGCACGUGUGUGAAAAAGCAGAUGUAAUGUAAGUACAUUAACUUCAGUAUUGCACUUAGGUCCAGUUUUGGAGUGCUUGUACUUUACCUGAGUAUUUCUAUUUUAUUCUUCUUUAUAUUUCUACUGCAUUACAUUUCAGAGGGGAUUUUUGUACUGUAUUUUUGUAAAAAGACUACAAAUCUGUGUAGCAAAAUGUUGUUUUUUGUUAUUUCCUCUCCCAUAUGUCAUCUAAGAACCCCUCAUAAUCUUUCAGUUGGGAACCACUGGACAAGCUAACUGUAUAUAAAGUAGUUAAAACCAGCUCGACAUCGACAAGCUACAACAUUAUUAUUGUGUGUGUGUGUGUGUGUGAUACACAGAUAAAUGGCCUUGUCUGGCCAUGCAGAUCUCCAUUUCAGUGAUCCAUUUCUACUCUGAUAAAUGUUGAGACGACACUUGUGAAAACCUAUUCUUAUUAAACAUUUUAAUAUCAGCCUACCUUUUCAGUCAUCAUGGGCUGGUACGUGGAUAAGAGGAGCUGGAAUUAAACUGCCAACCCUUUGAUCAGUUCUACCUCCUGAGCCACAGCCACCCCCACACGUAUGAGCAUGCAGGUUUGUCCUACUCCUUAUGAGAUCUUUUUCUAAAUAAGAAGGAGUCUAAUUCAAUAUUAAAAAUGUUUAAUGUAGAUGUUUGUUAAUAUACACUCUUUAUUCUUAAAUUAGUUUGAACUCAACAGUAUAAUCAUAUCCACAAGUGUCCUCUCACAUUGUCACAUUCUGCCUCUUUGUUCUUCCCCCCACCCGUAUUCCCACUUCCUUAUACCCAUUCAUUGCCAUUCUCUUCCUGUUCAAGUUGCUAUGUGGGUUUCUUGUCUUGUGUUAUUGGUUGCGAGCUUCUUUUACUUUAACUUGGACAUGUACGUGCCUGCCUGACUACCUGUAUCUGUACCUGCCUGCCUACCUAUCUGUAUCUGCAUCUGCAUCUGCCUGCCUGCCAACCUGUACCUGCCUGUAAGCCUGUACAUACCUUUUAUCGUAGCAAUAAAUCCCUAAACUUUA